Messenger RNA from Helobdella robusta, 492 nucleotides. RefSeq lists its product as hypothetical. The transcript has 5 exons. Lineage: Eukaryota; Metazoa; Annelida; Clitellata; Rhynchobdellida; Glossiphoniidae. The record is from RefSeq and is a predicted model, not a curated record. The coding region runs from base 1 to 492 and encodes 163 amino acids.
AUGCGCAGUGUUAAUCUUCAUCAGUGCGGCACAGGCAAGAGAGCUCACACAAGAUACAAAUACUUUGUUUGCAGAAAACGACUAACGAUAAAACAAGCGCUGAUUCAUCCGUUUGUUGAACUUUCUAACCACAGAGGUCUCGGCCAUCGAAUCAGCGUUGAUAGGCACAAGUCUUAUAUGGUCAGGUCAAGAUACGAGGUGAUGAGAGGUCUGAAAAAAGUGAAAAAUUGUGUCAUACUUCGACCACUGACGUCUUACCAAGACGAAGCUCCUCCGAUAUCAUUAGAAAUUGAUUUGGCAUCUAGUCUAGGCAUCGAGGAUGGAAAGAGCGAUGUUGCAAGUAGUGAUGCUGGCUCCAAAGUUUCUGAAUUUGGACCUAAAUUAUUACUGAAAUGUUGUAGCUUCCAACGAUCGUCAAGUUAUCGUUAUUACGUAGAUUCAAGAUUUCCGAUAGAUAAAUACAACUGCAAACUUGGUUGUACGUUUAUCUAA